Messenger RNA from Monoraphidium neglectum, 1035 nucleotides. RefSeq lists its product as hypothetical. NCBI's taxonomy places the organism in Eukaryota, Viridiplantae, Chlorophyta, Chlorophyceae, Sphaeropleales, Selenastraceae. The transcript is spliced from 5 exons. The coding region runs from base 1 to 1035 and encodes 344 amino acids. The record is from RefSeq and is a predicted model, not a curated record.
AUGCAGCGUUUUCUGGCGAAGCUCGAGGCUGUUCUGGAGUCUGAGGAGCUGUCGCCCGGGCUCAUCAACUUCAUAAAGCACGCCGCGGGCUCAGCCCUGCAGGACCUUUCCCUUCCCGACGACGCGACCAGCAACAGCGUCAUGAACAGCGGUGCCACCGGCGGGUCGCAGUCGGCGGCCGCGGCAGGAGCGGACGCGCAGGGCUUUGAGGCACUGGACCUGCAGCUGCGCUUUGCGCAUGACUGCCAGGCCAAGGGCUGUGCUGACGCCGCCUGCCCGCUCUGUGAGCGCAGCCCCGACCGCCCGUGUAGCCGGCAGUUGGACCGCAGCUUUGUGGUCGGCGACCGCCUGGCUGCUCGCUGCGGCGGCUCGCUGCGGUUGGAGCUGGUGCGCCGCUGCUCGGGGGAGCUGUACACCGGGGCGCUGCCCGAUGGCCUGUACCUCGAGCUCCGAGUGGUGGAGGGGGCGCUCUACGAGAAGCGCUUCGCUGAUCAGGCCUACGGGCUGGCGCAUGCCAGCGAGGCAGACAUAGAGGCCAUCAGCCUCCCCCCCGCAGCAGCCAACGGAGGCGCCCUGCUUGCCCUAGGCCUCAUGGAUAGCCGGCCGUCGUCCGACUUGAGCUGCGGUGGUCGCAGCGGCCGGGGCGGCGUGACAACCCUGGACAUGCAGAUCCUGCACGGCUUCGCCAUGCUGCCAGAGCUUCGGGCCUUGGGCAAAGCAACUGAAGUGACUGCUGCCGCCAUUGCGCCGCUGACCAACGUGCGACCGGCGAUCAGCAUGGGCUUUGCCGUGGCCUCGGCGCGCAUGAAGGGCGAUGUGAAGGUGGAGCUUCCGCUGACGACCGGCAAGGUCAAGGGGAUCGUCAACCUCGGCAAGGCGGCUUGCGCCAAGCUCAAGGACCUGCGGGCAGCGGCAGCAGAGCUCCAGAAGUUGCUGGCCCUGGGCGAGGACGCAUGGGAGGAGGUGGUGGAGCACGUGGGCCAAGCCGUCGAGCCAGACACCCGCAUGAGGGCGUGGUUUGAGGGCACAGGGUGA